Molecule: messenger RNA, 594 nt
Organism: Ipomoea triloba (trilobed morning glory)
Lineage: Eukaryota; Viridiplantae; Streptophyta; Magnoliopsida; Solanales; Convolvulaceae
Product: transcriptional regulator SUPERMAN-like
Exons: 1
Coding region: 1-594 (197 amino acids)
Source: RefSeq, a predicted model, not a curated record
AUGGAGAAAAACUGCUUAAGAAUAAGCAUCAAAGACAUCAACAACACUAAGGUUAGAUCAGAUCCAUGGGAUCAUCAUCAUCGUCAUCAUCAUCAUGGGACUAUUGACAGUAGCCAUUACAAUAGUAAUAAAGAUGGAGAUUUACUUGCUGGGUUUUCAUGGCCUCCAAGAUCUUACACAUGUAGCUUCUGCAGAAGGGAUUUCAGAUCUGCUCAAGCCCUGGGAGGCCACAUGAAUGUUCAUAGAAGAGAUAGAGCAAGGCUGAGGCAAUCACCCCCCAGAGAUAAUAAUGGUCUCCACUCUCCUCUUCUAAACCUCAAUCUUGACCCUAAUAACCCUAACCCUAACCCUAACCCUAACCCUAGUUACAUCUUUCCUUCAAGAAAAUUUCCUUCUUGGAAUCCCACAUUGGUUCCCUUCAUGCCACCAUCUUUUCCUCCAUCACCCUUAGCCUCUUCUUCUGCUCAAAUAAUGGCUAAAGGAAGCAAAGCUACUGAAAGUUUCCCAGUCAAAGGUCACAGCAAGAAAGAAAUUGUUAGAUUGGAGUUGGAGAUUGGGCUGAAGGAGGACUUGGAUUUGGAGCUUCGACUCUGA